AUGGGAUCAUGUUACACAUGCUAAAAUGUUACAACUAUACCACCAGACUAAAUGAAAACAAUUAACUUAAUGGAUUAUCAGGAAUUUUUUUUUUUUUAAAUCGAAGCAAUUACCAAGCAAGAGAAAAAUAAUUUGUUUUUAAGUUUUGAAAUUUUCAACGCUUAUUUAGAAGAUCAAAUAAAAUUUUCUCCUUAUCCUGUAUUUAUAAUGAAAUGGGAAAUUGGUUAUGCUUUGAGAACAUUAACAUAAUUUAUCGAUAAUUCAAAUGAAUGGAUAACUUUUAUAUAAGGCUCAGAUUAUAAUACUGCGCUUAACAUUUUUAAUUGUGUUGAAGAUGAAAAUAAUAUAGAUGUAUAUGAAUAAUUCUAAUAAUGGGAAUUGAUUAAAAUUAGUUUAAAUUCUCUUGUAAAAGAAGAAACGCAAUUUAAAAAUUAUUUAGCAUUCUAAUAUUUUAGAUAAAUUCUCAGAUAUCUUUAGUAGUAAAUAAUUGAACUAAAAGAUUGA
Molecule: messenger RNA, 504 nt
Organism: Paramecium primaurelia
Lineage: Eukaryota; Ciliophora; Oligohymenophorea; Peniculida; Parameciidae
Source: the annotation of a GenBank genome assembly